Molecule: messenger RNA, 438 nt
Organism: Budorcas taxicolor (takin)
Lineage: Eukaryota; Metazoa; Chordata; Mammalia; Artiodactyla; Bovidae
Product: cornifin-A-like
Exons: 1
Coding region: 1-438 (145 amino acids)
Source: RefSeq, a predicted model, not a curated record
AUGAGUUCCCACCAGCAGAAGCAGCCCUGUGUCCCACCUCCACAGCUUCAGCAGCAUCAGGUGAAACAGCCCUGCCAGCCUCCUCCCCAGGAACCAUGCAUCCCCCAAACCAAGGAGCCGUGCCACACCAAAGUGCCAGAGCCCUGCCACCCCAAGGUUCCGGAGCCCUGCCACCCCAAGGUUCCGGAGCCCUGCCACCCCAAGGUUCCGGAGCCCUGCCACCCCAAGGUUCCGGAGCCCUGCCACCCCAAGGUUCCGGAGCCCUGCCACCCCAAGGUUCCGGAGCCCUGCCACCCCAAGGUUCCGGAGCCCUGCCACCCUAAGGUUCCGGAGCCCUGCCACCCCAAGGUCCCGGAGCCCUGCCACCCCCAGGUUCCGGAGCCAUGUCCUUCACCAGUCGUCCCAGGGCCAGCUCAGCAGAAGACCAAGCAGAAGUAA